This is a messenger RNA of Pararge aegeria (speckled wood butterfly), 2316 nucleotides long. Its product is annotated as zinc finger protein 813-like. Gene Ontology annotation, molecular function: DNA-binding transcription activator activity, RNA polymerase II-specific; RNA polymerase II cis-regulatory region sequence-specific DNA binding. Gene Ontology annotation, cellular component: nucleus. Gene Ontology annotation, biological process: regulation of transcription by RNA polymerase II. The record is from RefSeq and is a predicted model, not a curated record. Bases 259 to 2292 code for a protein of 677 amino acids. Lineage: Eukaryota; Metazoa; Arthropoda; Insecta; Lepidoptera; Nymphalidae. The transcript has 14 exons.
CAAAACUGAUGGCUAAGAUCUCUAAUUUUAAUUAACACAAAAAAUUUGAGUAAUGUGCGUUCGCCUUAACUUGCACUAUCGACUUGACAUUAAUACUUGGCUGUGCGAUAAUAUACCUUUGCUUUUUCUCCACAGUAAAGAGUACGGAAAAAAUGACAUUAGUCAACUGUCAAAUCAAAAGUCAAAAACGAAGAAACCAGAAAAUGGCCGAAGGAAAGGAAUGAAGCUUCCUUUAUUGAUAAAAUAAUUUUGUACAAAAUGGGUGAAAUAAACAUUAAUAUUGAGGGAUACAAUGUAAACGGAAUAUGUGUGGGAUGUCUUAAUUACAACAGAAAAAUGUUUUACAACGACGAAGUGAAACGGUGCUACAAGAUUUUAGGAAAUAUCGAUGUGCCUGAUGGCUUAUCGAUUCAGGUGUGCUGGGAAUGCCUGGCCCAUACACAGAAUGUUAUGAGGUUUAGACGGCAAAUAAUUAAGUCCUUCGGUAUAUUGAUUGAGUAUUCUGAAAAGCAAUUCUUUCUGAACUCGCCCACCGAUUUAUCUAGUCAUGCAGUGCAGAGACUUUCAUCCAAAACCUUUGAAAUUUCCUCUGAACUACCCCCCAAGUUUGUAACUCCAGUGGAAGAAAUAAAGUAUGAGGUUGAAAAGACUGAAAAUGUUGAACAGGCGAUAGAAAUUCAUAGUAAAAUCCAAGAGCUAGAUAAUGCUGAAGUAGAAGUAAAAGAAGAGUUCGAAGAGACUCAGUCGGAUAUAUUCCAAUUCAGUGUGGACGAGUACUCACAGGAUCACACCCAGCAGAGCUCGGAAGAUGACCUAGUUCUAUCCAAGUUGAAGACUGAAGAUGGCAAGAAGAGAAAGAGAGGUAGAAAAAAGAAAGUUGACAGGAAGAAGGUUAAACGGAAACUGGAAAAGGCUAAAAUAAACAGUAGAAAGCUGAAGAACCUUCCAGAGAACCUGGUGAAGCUUUACAAAAUGGACGAAGACGAAAUGCUUCGCGUCAGACAGACGGACGCGGCGAGCGAGGCGUUUCUGCGCCUGCGCAACAAGUGCGCGCACUGCCUCAUAGGGUUCAACACCGCCAAGCAGAUGGAGGUGCAUAUGAACGGGAAACAUGCUCCGAAAAGUGAAAACGAUUAUCAAUGCGAUAUAUGCAAGGCGUUCUUCAUCACAAAAGACAAUAUAAAAAUACACAAGAAGCUACAUCUCAUCGCUUAUAGAUGCCGCGAAUGCAAUUUAGUGACGACAGUGAAAAAGGUCAUGGUUGCCCACGAGUGUGCCAAAUUCGCUAUAGAAUCGGUCAACAUUUGCCCGGACUGUCCGGACAAAUCGUUCAGCACGAAGGCAAAACUCUUGUACCACAGAAACGUAACACAUCAAGAGAAGCCGCAGUGCGAUUGCUGUGGUAAAGUUUUUGCGAACAAAAUGACCCUCAAAUAUCAUCUCAAAAUACUUCCCCAGAAUAAAGAUGAGAAACAAAAGGAAAAGCUAACAAUACCUUGCAAGGGCUGUGAUAAAGUUUUCCACUCGAAGAAAAGUUACAGAGCACACGUGGUUAUCCACGACGGGCUCUCGUACCCGUGCGUGGUCUGCGGGAAGCUGUUCCAGUGGAAACGGAACCUGGCGCGCCACAUGCGCAACCACCGAGAGAAGGAGCAAGGGGCGACCCACCAGUGUCGGGAGUGCGGGAAGAGCUUUUCGAGCCGGGACUGCUACAACAAUCAUAUGAGGUUCAGCAAGCGACACGCGCACGAGAACUCGUACAUCCACUCGUGCCAUUUUUGCGGCAAAAAGUUCGCGACCCGCUGGUGUAUGAACGAUCACAUUGAUUGGGACCACUUGAAAAUCAUCAAAUACCAGUGCUCAAUAUGCUUUAAGCCAUUCAAAACAGCCAAGAUAAUGGUGGCACAUAUGAAUAAUAUACACGAGGGCAAAAACAAGAGGGAACCGGACGGUGAGCAUCUUUGCGAGAUAUGCGGGAAAUCUUAUAAGACUGUUAAGAGACUGAAGGGCCACGUGUGGGCGAUGCACACCAACCGCUCGGAGUCGAAGAGCUUCAAGUGUCCGCUUUGUCCGGCCACGUUCAGCUGGCAGACCUCCAUAUACAAGCAUAUUAAGAUGAUGCAUUACACCAAGCGGCUGAAGAUUUCCCAGCAGCCCCGUGUAGCAGCCAAGAAGCCGGAGCCCUACCCGGGCAUCGAACUGGCGAACCGGAUGCAGUACUUCCAACAGAACAUCGCCGGCAAUCUGGCGCAGAACGUACCGCCGCCUCUUGAUAUUGUACAUAGUAGCUGAAUGAAAUAAACACUUUGUAUAACA